AUGCGAUAUUUGAAGUUGGCGGAAGACCUUGAAGAGUUUGGGAAGUAUCCAUGGGGUGCUGUGUGUUAUGCCAAGACAAAUGCGUCACUUCUGAGGGCACUUUGUGCAGAUUACCAGCGAGUGAAAGUGCCCAAGAAAGCUGGAAAAACAAAAAAAUCUGAAAAGAAAGCAAAAACAACGGCAACUAGUAGACCAAGAGAGUACCACCUCAAAGGUUUUGCCUAUGCACUUCAGAUUUGGGCUUAUGAGGUAUUUCCAGCGUUGGCUGCACUACAUUUGGUGGUGCACGAAGAUAAUGCCUACAUCCCUCGUUUACUACAUUGGAGGAGCAAUAGUUCGCCGCGUUUUUAUGAGCUAAUGAGCCAAGUAUUCGAGAACCGUGAGGUUGAUGUGCAACUUCUCCGGCCAUCUGUAAUCGAUAAGCAGCAGCCGUAUUGGACUUGGGGUGAUAGUGUUGACGACACUGAAGAACUUGUUGAGUUGUUUGGCGAUGACGCUGAACAAAAAACCAGCACUUCUGCCUCUAUAGAAGAAAAAGAUAAGGACAUUGACGAAACUGCAAGCCUUCCGUCGUCUUCUAAGGGUACAGUCGCGUCCAGAGAGUUACGCACUUUGAAGCGUGACUUUGAAAGGACAAAGGAUGAAUUGGCCAAAGUUGCCCUAUCAAAUCGAGCGCUUCGCGACAGAGUGCAUCAGUUGGAAGACAAGGUACGGAAGGAGUCAAUGAAAGCUGAAAAAGAGUUCGAAAAAAAUAAAAAGUGUGUGGAGGAUUUCCGCAACACCCUGGCUUCAAUGGAGCAUUAUUUUAAGUUGGAGAUAGAGCAGCUGAAAAAACAAAAUGGUGGGGUGAAUGAAGCUGGGGAAGGACAUGAGGACCUCGGUAGUCCUCAUAUGAAUGAAGGAGGCAACAAUGACUUGUCGCCAUUACAUGCCUAUGUUAGUCCGCCUACAGAACCGGCAGUAAUGGAAACACAAGUCCCCGGUGAUGGAGCCGAACCUUCCGCAGCCAUGGUAGUUGAAGAGGCAAAAAUGGCCGCUUUAGUUCCUCACUUAGAAGUGCAUGAAGUAGCUGACCCGGCACAAUCCGAGAAGCUGCCUACCCCGGAAGAUGUGGCCGGGUGUGACGAAAUCUGCCAAAGAGUCAUGAAGCUGUUAGAAGAUUGGAAAAUCACUAAGAGUAUGCCAUCGGGAGGUUUGAUGAAUCCUCCAAGUCUACCCACAGUUACUAUGGCUGGUGAUGAAGAAGGUAGUUCAAGUGUUGAAAAAAAAAGAAGUGGAAGGUAAAGGGUGCAGACAGAAGCGCCCGGCGCA
Messenger RNA from Prunus dulcis (almond), 1311 nucleotides. RefSeq lists its product as uncharacterized. The record is from RefSeq and is a predicted model, not a curated record. The transcript is spliced from 4 exons. NCBI's taxonomy places the organism in Eukaryota, Viridiplantae, Streptophyta, Magnoliopsida, Rosales, Rosaceae. Bases 1 to 1284 code for a protein of 427 amino acids.